UCUGCUCAACCAAAAAUUUCUAACUCCGUCACCGCCGUCGUCGAUUUCUCUGAUAGACGCCAUGAAAGUACGGACCACCCUCUUCUUCUUUCUGGCGUUGCUGAUAACCACGCAUCUGAGAGCCGCUGCCCUGGGAUUCAAGUGCUCUAGUGCCACCACUCACACCUGCCAGUCCAUGGUCGGCUACAUCGCGUCCACAAACACCACCCUUGCCGCUGUCGCCACCAAGUUCGGCCUCCGCUCCUACGCCGUUCUGCUCGGCCCAAACUCGCUUCCCCUCAAUGCCUCCGGCCACCACCCAGUCGGAUCCGGACAGACGGUCCGGGUCCCCAUACCCUGCCGCUGCACGGACGGAAGGGGUUAUUCGGAUCGGGUCCCAGUGCACACGGUCCAGGACAAUGAGUACCUCUACGUGAUAGCCACGGAAGUGUUCUCGAGUCUCGUGGACUACCCAUCCAUCGCCGCCGUCAAUCGGAUUCGGGACCCCAACACGAUCCAUAACGGGCAGAGGUUGUGGAUCCCGCUCCCGUGCAGCUGCGACCCGGUCGGGAAAAAGUUCCCGGUCAUUCAUUACGCGCACGUCGUCCUGCCUGGCUCCUCCUUGGACGGCAUCGCCGCCCAGUUCGGUGAUGAUGAGGGCCAGAUCAUGAAACUGAACGGCAUUGAGAACCCGAACCUCCUUGCAGCAGGGCAGGUCCUUGACAUCCCCCUCAGAGUUUGUUCCUCUCAGAUCCGGAAUUCUUCAUUGGACAAGUCCUUAGCGGUCGCCGGCGGCAGCUACGCCCUUACUGCACAUAACUGCGUCCAGUGCAAAUGCAGCAAUUCUUGGCAACUGCAGUGUGAACCAAAUCCUGUGGCGAAUAUGUCCGCUUGCCCCUCCAUGCACUGCAAAGGCACAAACAUGGUCAUCGGCGACUCUGUCACCGGCACUGGUUGCGGUUCGCCGACUUGUUCAUACGCCGGUUACACAAAUCAGAGCAUUCUCACGGCCAUCGCCGCCGGACAAACAUGUGUACCCGCCGCUGCUCCAACUUUGCCACCCACCGGCGCGCCCCCACCUCCACCGUCAACCGGUGCCCGGCAGCCUACUGGAGCGCCCCCCGCUCAGCAACCCACUGGUGUCGUGCAGCCUCCCAGUGUGCCCUCUUCUCCGCAGCCCAGAAGCUCUGCUCCUCGGCACCAUGCUGCAAGAUUGGCAUGGCAGCUUAUCUUCUAUGCAACCUUAGCUUUUCUGUCAUCUGCGUUUCAUUGGCAGUGUUGAAGACUGUGGUCUCGAACAAGCUUUCUUGGUCCAAUGAUGUUUAAAACUAUUUAUAGUCUCAGUAGAUUCGUCACUUUUAAAAAGUUUAACUGAAAUUGUCGGAUUUUACUUUGUUUAUAUUCUUCUU
Molecule: messenger RNA, 1388 nt
Organism: Nymphaea colorata (pocket water lily)
Lineage: Eukaryota; Viridiplantae; Streptophyta; Magnoliopsida; Nymphaeales; Nymphaeaceae
Product: lysM domain-containing GPI-anchored protein 2-like
Exons: 4
Coding region: 62-1261 (399 amino acids)
Source: RefSeq, a predicted model, not a curated record